AUGAAUAUAGUGGUACUGGAUCCGCGCGAUAUCGUUGCAUAUGCUCACCGUAUUGCAGGCACGACGUCAGCGCCGAAAGAGUGGCAACCUGGGUUCCCAAUGUUCGGAUUCAUGCCACCAGCACCACAAGAGCACAUGAUGCGUGCGGGUGUACUCAGUCGUGGUAUCGUCGCAGAAAUUGUAACUCAAGGUCCGGAGAAGUAUACGUCUACUGCAGCUAGAGUGAGCAAAGAAGGCGACGGUGAUGCCAUGGAGAAGCUCAAUAUCCCCAUUGGUUUGGGUGCGAGUGAUGCUCAGAUCCGCAAGCAGAUGCCGCCUGGAUGGAAGCCAGGCGACCCCGUGGAUCUGCCACUCGAUGCUCUGCUGCACUACAUGGGUCGGAGUUUCUUCACGGAACACGGUAUCACGCUGCCUGAGUCGUGGAAGACGGGCGACCCGCUCCCUCCGGACGCAAUGGAGAUAUUGCGCAAGAAGUUUAAACUGCCUGAGAAACGGGCAGCGCUGUACGACGACGAGGUGGUGGACGAUGUCGAGAGUUUGCGCAAGAAGCGCAAGCUCGAGGAGGGCGACAAGGCUGACGAGGGCACAGCAGAGAGUGACAGCUCCAGCGACUCGAGUGACAGCGACGAGGAGGCUCCGAACACGAUCUCGCUCAGUCUCUCGUCGUCAGAGGACGAAAGUGACGAUGAUAGCGACUAA
Phytophthora infestans T30-4 is the source of this 699-nucleotide messenger RNA. RefSeq lists its product as uncharacterized. Gene Ontology annotation, biological process: regulation of transcription by RNA polymerase II. The transcript has 2 exons. Gene Ontology annotation, cellular component: mediator complex; core mediator complex. Lineage: Eukaryota; Oomycota; Peronosporomycetes; Peronosporales; Peronosporaceae. Gene Ontology annotation, molecular function: transcription coregulator activity. The coding region runs from base 1 to 699 and encodes 232 amino acids. The record is from RefSeq and is a predicted model, not a curated record.